GGUCAAUAUGCAAUCAAUUCCGCAAUCAUGCAUCAGGCAUUAACUUGUGAAUUCUUCAGUGGAGGAUUAAAAUAGCUAGCUAUAAUUAUAGCUAGAUUUUCAGCUCUCAUAUACAAAAGUGUGCUAACGAAGUAAAGAAGUGACACUAUGAACGGUGCCAACGCCAAGAUGACGAGACGUCCCACUACUGAAGUGGGAGAUAUUAUGGAGGCAGUUAAACUCAAGCAUGCUUCAAGUGAUGCAAUGCAGAAGCCCAUUGGUGAGAUACUAGGGAGUGACGAGAUAGACGGGGGCAAGAGGAGGUCACCUGACCCCAACGCACCAAUCUACGGGGAGCUCAUUGUGUUAGGGACAAAUGGCAGUCUCCCCUGUCCCCAGAUCUCAUCCAAAAUGAGUCAUAGCUUCAUUCUUAGAAAACAAGCCAGAGCCACCGGUGUCUCCGUCAUCACCAGAGACCCCCAGGACAUGGACUCUUUGGCUCGUAAGUCAACCCACACAGUGACCAUGAACAAGACCGCCUCCAACAGUACAGUCACAGAGUACGGCCACGAUCCCAGCACUGACCUCUUCCAGAUUGGCCGUUCUGCAGACUCAGCAAUAGACUUUGUUGUCGUAGAAACUGUGACAGGCCUGGAUGGACAGCGUGCGUACAAGGGCAACAGUACAGUGUCUCGAUACGCCUGCAGGAUCCAAUGUGAGAGGAGACCACCCUAUUCUGCCCGACUCUAUGCAGCUGCCUUCGACACACACGGCAGAAUACAGCUGUCUGCCAAUGCUCCGAUGUGGCAGGCCUCUACCAGUGAUUACGACGGACUAACAACCAAUGGGAUUGCAAUCAUGCGGCCGGUGGGGACGUUUGAAUCUGGAGUUAGUCCCAGUGCUUGGAGAGAGGUGUCUGUGAUGGGCAACAUGCUCAAACUCAGGGAGCAGAGAUCUUCCAGAAACCCAGGGGAUGAAAUGCCAGAGGAGACCAAUAUCCUCACUGAUGGCUGUCUGAUUGACCUGUGUGGCAUCACCCUCAUGUUUAGGACGGCCAUUGGACUAGCCCAAGGACCAAGUCAGACCAUUCUGCGAGAGCACAGACGAGCUCUCAAUGAAAAGUCACCUCAGUGUGCUGUCAACCUGCUGACUCUGCACUUUAGAAGUGGCUCCGGUGUUUCCGCUGUGUCAGCAGACACUAUCACUGAUCUGGACGAGGCAGUGUCGGCCAGCUCACGUGAGCCGUGGGUCUACCUGCGCUGUGGUCACAUCUACAGUCAGCACGGCUGGACGGCGGGGCCAGAGGAGAGCGACAAAUAUCGAACAUGCCCCCUCUGCAGGGAAGCAGGGCCAUAUGUCAAACUGGAACUAGGACGGGAGAGAGGAUUCUUUAUUGAUGAUGGCCCACUGUCACAUGCAUUUGUGCCCUGUGGUCAUAUCACUUCGGAGAAAACCACAAGGUACUGGUUGAAUGUCCUGAUCCCUCACCUGGCCAGUGAGUGGAUACCACGAUGCCCAUUCUGUUCAGCUGCUCUCGAUAGAAACACUCCCACAGUCAAACUAAUAUUCAGUUAACUCAUCAUAGUCACUGUUGCCAUAGUAAUAUGGUAUUUUUAUCACUCACCAAUAGUUGCCUUGGUACUUAUUACUAUGUAACGUAUGUACCAUGCACUUAAAUGUACAUGCAUGUAUCUUGAACUCACACUUGUUAUAAUUAUGUUCUGCUUUUUUAAUAAUUAUUGUACAAUACUUUG
This is a messenger RNA of Halichondria panicea, 1733 nucleotides long. Its product is annotated as E3 ubiquitin-protein ligase pellino homolog 1-like. The record is from RefSeq and is a predicted model, not a curated record. Gene Ontology annotation, molecular function: protein binding; ubiquitin protein ligase activity. The transcript is spliced from 10 exons. Gene Ontology annotation, biological process: regulation of Toll signaling pathway; protein polyubiquitination. The coding region runs from base 148 to 1554 and encodes 468 amino acids. Lineage: Eukaryota; Metazoa; Porifera; Demospongiae; Suberitida; Halichondriidae.